This is a messenger RNA of Fimicolochytrium jonesii, 1722 nucleotides long. Its product is annotated as Alpha/Beta hydrolase protein. Lineage: Eukaryota; Fungi; Chytridiomycota; Chytridiomycetes; Spizellomycetales; Powellomycetaceae. The record is from RefSeq and is a predicted model, not a curated record. The coding region runs from base 236 to 1471 and encodes 411 amino acids. The transcript has 2 exons.
GUUGGAGUCUCGCAAGUCCGCCGCACGCCCGCUGCUCAGAGAGCCUCAGACCCACCCCCAUACUGUGUGUACAACAACAUGGUUAUGUAGGCUGGGAGAAGAGAGAGAGCGUCCGGGCUGGUGUACAUAUACAGUACAAUGAGAGAGGGCCCUGUUCUCUCACGGCCGUCCCGUUGACUUCCAUACCGAUAAGCAGCACAGUUCGUGCUUUAGUUAGUCCUCCUCACGGCCGGCAAUGACAAUCCCCGACUACUCUCCCAUCACAGCAAUGAGCGAGCCCUCUUCUCCCGCCCUCGCCGCCGCCGUCUUCGACUCUCCCCGCUCUCGCCAGUUCAUCACCGUGCCCUCCGGCCUCCUGGUCGCUUUCGCAGAGGUCGGCGACCCCGCCGGCGUUCCGGUUUUCAUGUUGACCGGCCUCUCAGGGGUUCGUCUGUUGGCCCUUUCCUUCGUUCAUCUGUGUCGCGAGACGGGCGUCAGGCUCAUUGCCUUUGACGAGCCGGGCGUCGGCCUCAGCGGGGAGCUGGAGGAGGAGGAGCGUGAAGGGACCGCUGACGCCCCUGCAAAGACUUUGUUCAAGGAUGUUGUUGAAAUCACACUCGCCAUCGCUGACCUUCUCAACCUUCCCCGAUUCGGCCUCCUGGGCUUCUCCCUCGGAACCGUCUCCUCACUCACCUUUGCAAAAGACCAUGCACAUCGCAUCAUAGGUCCCGUCCAGCUCUUCUCCCCCUACAUCCUCCCACCCGCCCCGGGAAUCUCUACUCUCGUGAAAGUAGGCGCCGCGCUCAACGCCUCACUCAUCCGCGGCGUCGUCACCGCCGCACUAGGCAUCGGCAACGACCCACGCCACUCCAUCUGGCGGCGACCCAUAGUCAGCCUCAUCGACCAGAUGGGCAUCGUCUCGUCCUCCCUGCGGGCCGCCUCGUCAUCCUGCCAACCCAGCAGCAAGAAGCCAAAGGAGGACGAGGACGACGACGACGACAGCAGUGUGGAAGAGCAAAAGAUCUGGAAACUCCCCCACGUCGUUGCGCUUUCGCAUCGCCAGGAAAAACUCGAAGCGAUCUCGUACGCACUCAGCCGCGACGCGUCCCUCACCCCACUCACAGCCGAGGAAAAAGCGCGUAAGCUCUCCCCGCACGCCGCAUGGGCAGACCUCGACGUGUCCGCCGAACUUGCCGCAGAAAGCUUCCCGCGGCGCCCGUACGCCGGGCGCGGGAUGGUCCGCGACCUGCUGAUCGGGCUUGGAAAGUUCGGACGGCCGGCGUAUGACCCCGAGGAGGUGCGGGCGGAGUGUCAUAUAUGGCACGGCACCGCGGAUGGGCUGGUCCCGAUGGCUGCGGCCCGCGCGCUUGCGGAGCGGUUGCCUGGUGCGAGACUUACGGAGGUGCGCAAGGGAUCGCAUGCGGUUAUAUGUAAUCAGAAGGUGGUGAAGAUGGCGUUUCGUGAGAUUGUCGAUGCCGCUGAAGCCGGCUAGGACUGGCGAGUCAUGGGAGGAAGCCGGGGCGGGGCGUAUACUGUAAUGGGAGGGCGGGGUCAUGGCUAGCCCAUGCGUCGCACUUGGAACGUCUAUCUUACUGUAUAUCGGUAAAGUCGGGCGACGCACAUGCACGGACACUAGGCUAGAUAGAUAGUUUAUGUUCCGAGAUAGACAAAGCGAGGAGGGACCGGUCCGCAUGAUUGGAGCAACCGUAUGAAUGCAUUCUUUAACAUGGUGGAUAAAGGCUC